This is a messenger RNA of Fusarium venenatum, 1110 nucleotides long. RefSeq lists its product as uncharacterized. The record is from RefSeq and is a predicted model, not a curated record. Lineage: Eukaryota; Fungi; Ascomycota; Sordariomycetes; Hypocreales; Nectriaceae. Gene Ontology annotation, cellular component: nucleus.
AUGGCACGCGAUACUUCACCUGAAUCACCGCUCUCAUCAACCUACGAGUCGGAAAUAGACGACGAUGGUGUUCACGACUACGACGAGUCGACACUGCGACCUUCCAAGCGCCAACGACUCGAAGCUGGAUCAACAACAUCAUCUGCUGUAAUCCCCGACGCUGAACCAGAAGCCGUACCAGAGCCCGACCCUCUCGAGGGCAUGUCCGACGUCUCGUCUGACACUUCAGGAGACAUUCCAAGUUCUCCUAUCAAUGCGCGUCUCGAUGAAGAGGAUUUCCAAGAGCAAGUGACGAAAUGCGACUGGGAUGGUUGCCCAGCGGGCGACCAGGGCAACAUGGACAAGUUGGUUGAGCACAUUCACAACUCCCAUAUCGAAAACAGACAAAAGAAGUACACAUGUGAAUGGAUGAGCUGCACUAGAAAGGGUCUGCCUCACGCCAGCGGCUAUGCCCUCAAGGCGCACAUGCGCAGCCAUACAAGAGAGAAGCCAUUCUACUGUUAUUUGCCUGAGUGCGAUCGAUCAUUCACAAGAUCAGAUGCGCUGGCCAAACAUAUGCGAACAGUCCACGAGACAGAGGCUCUCCGCCCAUCCGAUCCAGUCCCCAAGUCAAUGCAAUCCGGACCUCAGGGCAAGGGAGGCAAGAUCAAGAUCAUUAUGAAGACCAACCAGCACUCGCAAGGCGGCCACGACGACAUGGACGAUAUCAACGGAGACGAAGCCAACGCCGAGUAUUUUACACCUCUGACGGACGAACUAUUUACCCCCGAUGAGCUCGAACUCCCCGUUGACAAGCUCUACCGAAAGUGCCAUUGGGAGGCCAAGUGGGCUGAGGAGAUCGGCGAGUCACUUAUGAAUGAAUGCAAGGAGUGGGAGAAUAUUUACUUCCAGGAGUGGCGUGAGAAGGAAGUGCUCCUACACCAAGCCAUUAAGAGCGAAGUCGACUGGCACGGUCGACGACAGGCUAUCCUGACGGGGGCAGUUGAUGUUCAAGUGCCUGGAGCCAUCGAAAGUGUCGAAAGCAUCGAAGGAGAGAAGACUAACGGUGCUGAAUACCAAGACCAAGAUAUAGCAACGAAUGGGAUAGCAGCUUCCGUGACCGAGGAAUAG